AUGCACCACCUCAUCCUUGUUCCUGAGAUAGUUGCGGUCAUCGUAAAGUCCGGUAGCCCUUACAAGGGCUUUUUGUACACCUGUCUUCUGGUCAAUCGCGUCUUCUUUAAAGAAUCUGCCCGGCUCUUGUGGUAUGGAUGCGGUGGAGGAGUUUGGAAACCGAGCGAGCUAGGCCAUGCCCUAGCCGAUGUCGAACAUCUUGUCUCGGUGAGCCGAAAAGAUCCGCUGCGAGCGCAGAUGUAUGCAAACUUCAUCCGCAUCUUGCAGUUUGGCGAAUGGUUCGACGGCAGCGAGUACCGCAGCGAGUUUGAAUGGCACCAUGAGCUCUUGUCGCUACAAUUCCCGCAACUCCAGACAGUGAGGUUCUUUAAGGAUGAUAGCGCUAGGGGGUUGAUCACAGGGCAUGCUCUGGUUCACUAUGCCCAACCAAACGUGGUCGAGUUCCAUGUCGCAACGGGCAGCCAGCUUUCCGACGCUUUCUUAGACACUCUUCUCAGCAAAUGUCCAAGGCUAAUUUACUUAUGUCUGUACAACUGUGCAGACAAUAAGGUGACCGGAGAGGGCCUAGUACGAUUCUUGCAUAGGUCCAGGCAACUACAGGCUCUUCGUAUACGCCAUAUUUUUGACGACUUGUGGUCAGAACAUGUGUUUCGUAUCAUUGAGCAGCUUCCCAACUUGGAUGACGUUGGCCUCCCCUUGAUUGAAGAAUCUUGGCUUGAGGAGAUUACCGGAUUCCAGGCGCUCAAAUCUCUCCAUACAAGUGUCUCUAAUCGUGGGCUAGCACUGUUGGCCGCAUCCCUGCCAUAUCUACUAGAAGCCCAGCUCCAUUUCCAAUCUCUACAGCCCUCGCUUUCCGUGGUGGCAAGCUUCACGCGAUUAACGAACCUCGAAUUGAACUUCUCACCAGGUUCCAGCUUUGAAGCUCAGCACCUCCUUCUAAUUACUCGCUGCUGUUCAGAUUUGAGAUUUUGCCCCGAGUUGGAAGACUUAAUUCUCGGUCCAAUCACCAUUGAAUGGAGUGAGAUACAGGCCGACGCUGGAGGUGACGGCAGACAAACGGUGGUGUCCAAUGGUCUCUGGGGUUUGCAUUUUGUGUUGCACCAAGACCAGCAACCACUUCCAUUCGACGAGGAGUUGGUGCAGAACCAGGCACAAAGCGACAGUAUUCUUCAAAUAGCGGGAAACCUUGCAAGCCUAUUUCCUAGUUUGUCUGCAUUUAGCCUCGAGGGCGACGGCGAGCGGGAAGGGGAGUGGCAGCUCUGGAAGGAAGUGACGAAGCGUUACUUGGCCAAGGCCAAGAGUCUCGAGAUCACUGUUCCAGGUAUCAUAGAGAUGUUGUCUGGCCGUGUCAACUUGGCUUCGGUUCAGUGUUCGCCCUGUUAG
Clonostachys rhizophaga is the source of this 1383-nucleotide messenger RNA. NCBI's taxonomy places the organism in Eukaryota, Fungi, Ascomycota, Sordariomycetes, Hypocreales, Bionectriaceae. The record is from the annotation of a GenBank genome assembly.